AUGCCCGAAGACACCACCCUCGUGGUGAUCUCGACGUCGGUCGUCGCCCUUGUCACCGGCUUCUUGUUGGGCAUCUACAGCAUUCAGGGCUACAUCAUCACCCCCGAAUUCGCCAAGCAGUCGCGUGCAAACUAUGACGACCCCGUCGACAGCGACGAGACCGACAUCGACGAGGACGAAACCAACAUGGACCACGCGCCCAACUGGGCCAACGGCGAGGAGGCGGACAGGAAGCAGGGACUGCGCUACACUGGGAAUGACAAGAACAAGGCCGCCAGCAACAAGCCAAAGGCAGGCCCUGUGCCCUCGGUUGAGGACACAGGGGAGGAGUGCAAGCUGAUCCUGGUUGUCAGGACGGAUCUGGGCAUGACCAAGGGCAAGAUCGCAGCGCAGUGCGGCCACGCGACUCUCGCCUGCUUCAAGUCUAUCUCCAAGGCCGCGCAGGCCGCCGGGCCCAGCAGCCCCGCGGCCAAGCUCCUGAAGCGCUGGGAGCGCUACGGCCAGGCCAAGGUCGCCCUGCAGACCAAGAGCGCCGACGAGAUGCACGAGCUGAUGGCCAAGGCUCGCUCGCUUGGCAUCACCGCCGAAGUCAUCGCCGACGCCGGCCGGACCCAGAUCGACCCGGGCAGCCUGACCGUCCUCGGCGUGGGGCCCGCGCCCAAGAGCGCCGUGGACCAGGUCACCGGCCACCUGAAGCUGCUGUAG
Molecule: messenger RNA, 705 nt
Organism: Diaporthe batatas
Lineage: Eukaryota; Fungi; Ascomycota; Sordariomycetes; Diaporthales; Diaporthaceae
Product: aminoacyl-tRNA hydrolase
Exons: 2
Coding region: 1-705 (234 amino acids)
Cellular component (GO): mitochondrion; cytosol
Molecular function (GO): peptidyl-tRNA hydrolase activity
Source: RefSeq, a predicted model, not a curated record